Messenger RNA from Prosopis cineraria, 1738 nucleotides. Its product is annotated as NAC domain-containing protein 46-like. Gene Ontology annotation, biological process: regulation of DNA-templated transcription. The record is from RefSeq and is a predicted model, not a curated record. Bases 170 to 1279 code for a protein of 369 amino acids. NCBI's taxonomy places the organism in Eukaryota, Viridiplantae, Streptophyta, Magnoliopsida, Fabales, Fabaceae. Gene Ontology annotation, molecular function: DNA binding. The transcript has 3 exons.
CUUUGCUCCUCAACUAUUUAAGCCCCUCAGUUCCGAUCCAUUUUCCUCUCUUCACAAUCACCACUUCCGUUUAUCAGCUCUCUUUAAUUUCUUCUUUCACUCUCUCUUCCUUUCUCUGCUAUUGCUUCCCAGUAAAUUAAUAAACCAGCUUAUAUCUGGGUCUUGAUCCAUGGAUGACAAAGGAGCUGAGGAGGCUCUGGAUUUGCCUCCGGGUUUCAGAUUCCAUCCCACGGACGAGGAGAUCAUCACUUUUUAUCUCACGGAGAAGGUUCUGAAUAGAAACUUCAGUGCAACUGCCAUCGGUGAAGCCGAUUUCAACAAGUGCGAGCCUUGGGACCUCCCCAAGAGAGCGAGGAUGGGGGAGAAAGAGUGGUACUUCUUCUGUCAAAGAGACAGGAAAUAUCCAACGGGGACGAGAACGAAUAGAGCGACGGAGACUGGGUACUGGAAGGCCACCGGAAAAGAUAAGGAGAUUUACAGAGGGGAACGCAACCUCGUGGGGAUGAAGAAGACCCUCGUCUUCUACAGAGGGAGAGCUCCUAAGGGGGAGAAAACUGGCUGGGUUAUGCAUGAAUUCCGAUUGGAAGGCAAAUUCGCUACUUUCAACCUCCCCAAGGCCGCAAAGGAUGAAUGGGUGGUGUGCAAGAUUUUCCACAAGAACGCGGACGUCAAAAAGACCCCUAUUGUUCCUGAGCUUCUAAGGAUGAGCUCUCUUGGCGAUCAUCUGCUGGAUUUCUCUCCGUCUCUUCCGCCUCUCAUGGAUCCUUGCUUCAGUAACGCCGACCAGCCCGGCUACAGUGGGGGCGAUGAAUUCAAGGUGGCCAGCCAGCAGCCAUCAUCGGACGGCUAUUAUCUCCCCAACUUCGCCGGCAACAACCAUCACAAUCAGACGUUGAUGAAGGUAGAAGAAGACUGCAGAAACAAUGAGAUGAUCCCCACUCACUGCACCGCCAGUCCACACGAGCAACCUCAGAUAGGAAUAAUCCCAAACACCGGUUUGUACCUUCAGCAGAAUGUUUUGUCAGAUUAUAGGAACAGAGAUGCCGGAGGCGUGAAGAACGAAAACGUGUCGUGGAGAAUGGAUAAACAGUGCAAUAUGGAACAUUCGAUGGUGAGUGUGUCGCAGGACACAGGCGUAAGCAAUGACAGAAACGCCGAAACUUCCCCGGCGGUUUCCGUUGCGGGAAGGAAUAAGGCAGUUUACGAGGAUGAUUUCAUCCAGGCUCCAUCACUGAUCGAUCCCCUUUCAGAUCUGGACUGCCUCUGGGAUGACUACUGAACAAGACCAGACAUACAUUAGAUCAAGGGAGAGAUGGCCAGCUUGCAAUUAUUAAUUUGUGGUUUAAUUUUUCUAGCAGAAAUAGACGUCCAGACCUUGCAUUAAUUUUUUAAUUUCUGGUUUUUCAUGUUGCGAAUUGAUCAUAUUAGAUCAAAGAAAAGUUCUUGGAUACACAUAUACUGUAUAGAUUUUAUGUAUAUGAUAUCCAAGCCUUGUCUCUCACUGUAGGUUUUCAUUCAUAGAACAAAUGCCACGGGAUUUGAUGAAUACUCAUGUACACAUCUAUCAUUGUUUUGUUAUGCUAAUUAAUUGGUUGGCUUAUUGUUUAAUUUAGUUCAUCUUUUAAAUUCCUAGUUCCUAGUUGCUAUUCGACAGUUCAACCUGUAAUUUGUGUGUACGUGACUUCAGAUUUUACUUGUAUUUCUUAGUAUUAAUUAAUAUAGGGGUAUCAUUCGUCUC